UUGCCAACUUCAUUAUUAUUGGGGGAAAACACGUGCAUUCGUCGCAAUGAAAUCAUUCGGGAAAAAGAGUAAAAAUGCGUGGAAAGAGGUGAAAAUCUCUGGCCAACUGGCCACAGAUGACACCUUGACGAAUCUCGAGGGAUUCAUCGGCCUGGAAGUGCUGGAAAAUUAUGAUAAACAAUUUGUGGUCAAGGGAAAACCGGGAAAAUCCGGGAAGAAGAGACAAUCAGAAGAUGAUGAGAGUCCCACCAAGAAUCCAAAGAAAAAAGUCAAGAAAGGCCAAGAGAAAAGCGGUGAGUCUGAGCAGAAAAUCACCGAAAAAUCAAAUGAGAGUUCCAACGACGAGGAGGAAGACUCGAAUGUGGGGCGCUUUGUGAGGAUCUCAAGGGAUCACGAGGAAGACGCAAUGCUGACGAUUGAAGAUCUCGAGGAUUGGCAGAGUUUCGGCCUGAAAGAGCCUCUACUGCAAGCGAUAGCCGAGAAUGGGUUCAGGAAGCCCACGGAGAUUCAAUCUUUAACUCUUCCGGCGGCGCUAAUGGGUCGCCGGGAUAUUCUGGGAGCGGCCGAAACGGGUAGCGGGAAGACAUUGGCAUUCGGGCUGCCUAUUCUGAAUGGAAUCAUGGAGCUGCAGGAGAAGGAAGUGGAAAAUCCGGAUGUGAAACUGAGGAAAACCGUGAAGAUUGUGAAGGGAAGGCAGGAUCGAGACAAUCUGACGCCUCCGCCUGAGGAGGUGUCCGACGAGGAGGAGUAUCCAGUGCCUGAGCAGAUCAGGAGGAAGCUGUAUGCCCUGAUCCUGACGCCCACGAGAGAGCUGGCUGUGCAGGUGAGGGAUCACAUUAAGGCUGUGGCAGUGCACACGGGCGUCCGAGUGGUGGCGAUCUUCGGGGGCUUGGCUCUGGUGAAGCAGGAGCGUCUGCUGAGGCAGUGUCCUGAGAUCGUGGUGGCCACGCCGGGGAGAUUCUGGGAGCUGCUGAAGGAGGGCAAUGCGCACCUCAACAAGGUUGACGACAUCAGCUUUCUGGCCAUUGACGAGACCGACCGGAUGAUGGAGAAGGGACACUUCGAGGAGCUGACGCUGCUGCUGGAGCGCAUCAACAGGAUUGCGGAGAAGAAGGCGCAGAGGCAGAACUUUGUCUUCUCAGCCACACUGACGCUGGUGCACGAUCUGCCCGAUUAUCUGAAGUUCAAGAACAUGGGCAAGAAGAAGAAGGCUCAGAAGAUAACGUCUGAGAAGAAGCUCGAGUCCGUGAUUGAGAUUCUGGGUAUUUCGCAGCCCAAAGUCGUGGACGUCACGAAGGCGAGCGGCACAGCGGAGCACUUGACAGAGUGCAGGAUUGUGUGCUCUCUCACGGAGAAGGAUUACUACCUGUACUACUUCCUGCAGUGUCAUCCUGGGCGUACAAUUGUCUUCUGCAACUCCAUCGAUUGCGUGCGUCGGCUGGCGCACCUGUUCAGCCUGCUCCAGUGCCGAUCUCUGCCUCUGCACGCCAGCAUGGCGCAGAAGCAGCGCCUGAAGAACCUCGAGCGCUUCCGUGAUGACGCCGAGGGGCUCCUGAUUGCUACAGACGUGGCCGCCCGGGGUCUAGACAUCCCGAAUGUGCAGCACGUGAUUCACUAUCAGGUGCCCAGAACGUCUGAGAACUACGUCCAUCGCUCUGGACGAACAGCGCGGGCCUCCAGAGAAGGCAUCACGGUUCUCCUGAUGGAGCCCAGCGAAGUCGAGUGCUACAGCCGGCUGUGUCGCACUCUGGGGCGCAGCGAGGAUUUGCCGGUGUUCCCAAUCAACCAGCGCCUGCUCACAGCGGUGAAGGAUCGCGUGAUCCUGGCCAGACAAGUGGACGAGAUGGAUCUGCGCGAGAGGCGCACGCAGAAGGAGGUGGGAUGGCGCGAAAAGGCCGCUCGUGAGAUCGAUAUGAUACUGAGCGAGUCGGAUUCCGAGGCGGAAGAUCACAGAGUGGAGAGAAAGCAGCGACAUGAGCAGGAAAAGAAGGCGCUCAAGGAGAAGCACCAACAACUGAGCAAGCUCCUCGCCAAGCCGCUGUUUCCCAAGGGAUACAGCUAUAAGUAUCCCACAGCGGCUGGGCGGCUGGAAAUGCCCGCGAUGCGCGGUCAGGAUGCUGUGGAUGUGAUGAAGGCGGCCAUCCAGAGUGGGAAGGAAUCGUCGAAGGUCAUCAAGAAGGCGAUGAAGCCGAAAAGGAAGAAGGUGCAGCAAAAGAAUCAGCAGCAGAAGAAGAAAGAUUGAGGGAUUUUUGUACAUGAUUGGUGUAAUAAAAUAUGAUGAAAAUUAA
This is a messenger RNA of Phlebotomus argentipes, 2288 nucleotides long. Its product is annotated as ATP-dependent RNA helicase DDX24. Gene Ontology annotation, cellular component: nucleolus. Lineage: Eukaryota; Metazoa; Arthropoda; Insecta; Diptera; Psychodidae. Gene Ontology annotation, molecular function: nucleic acid binding; ATP binding; RNA helicase activity. The transcript is spliced from 2 exons. Bases 47 to 2242 code for a protein of 731 amino acids. The record is from RefSeq and is a predicted model, not a curated record.